AGAUUCAGCCCACAAGGCCAUAACAAAAUAGCCCCGCCCCCCCUCCCCUAGGGUUUCACUACAUAUGUAACCCUCUCGCGCAAACACUCCUCUUUCCGCGCCGCCUCCCCUCCCGCCCUCUUGCUCCGCCGGCGCGGCCACCGCCACCGCCACCGCAACAGCUAGUCAGCAGAUCGUAACCAUGGCGGAUUCGAAGGCCGCUGCGGCGGUGACGCUCCGCACACGCAAGUUCAUGACCAACCGUCUUCUCUCCCGCAAGCAGUUCGUGCUCGAGGUCAUCCACCCCGGCCGCCCCAACGUCUCCAAGGCGGAGCUCAAGGAGAGGCUGGCGAAGAUCUACGAGGUGAAGGACCCAAACUGCAUCUUCGUGUUCAAGUUCCGAACCAACUUCGGAGGCGGCAAGUCCACCGGCUUCGGUCUCAUCUACGACAACCUUGAGGCCGCCAAGAAGUUCGAGCCCAAGUACCGCCUCAUCAGGAACGGCCUUGCUACCAAGGUAGAGAAGUCACGAAAGCAGAUGAAGGAACGUAAGAACAGGGCGAAGAAAAUCCGUGGUGUGAAGAAGACAAAGGCUGGAGAUGCCAAGAAGAAGUAAGGGAGGAAGUUACUUGCCUUGCUCUUUCUCUCAUCAUAGGCUUUGGUUUGUUUAGGGUGGGGCUCCUUCCGGCAAUGCUGAAUGUUUAGUUAGAAGUAGAGAAGAUUUUGCCAAUUACCCAUCAUGUUGAGUUUCUCGUCGCACCUUCUGUUCAGUUUUGAGGCACUUUGUCAGAC
Zea mays is the source of this 771-nucleotide messenger RNA. Its product is annotated as 40S ribosomal protein S24-1-like. Gene Ontology annotation, cellular component: ribosome. Bases 182 to 595 code for a protein of 137 amino acids. The transcript has 4 exons. Lineage: Eukaryota; Viridiplantae; Streptophyta; Magnoliopsida; Poales; Poaceae. Gene Ontology annotation, molecular function: structural constituent of ribosome. The record is from RefSeq and is marked validated. Gene Ontology annotation, biological process: translation.